AUGUUCAAGUCCUGUCAAGGCGAUGGCAGCGGCGAAUUCUUUUACAGCCCGGGAAUGUGCCCUGGAAAUAUGCAGAUCAAUGUCAUGGAGUCUGAUGGAGAUCAUUUCACAGAGUUUUGUUGCCAAAGUGGGUUCAGCUGGGACCCUCGAGGCUGUGCGUCACUGAUGACCACCGGCAGUACAGCUGUCCCUAUUCUCCCUGUAACACAAUCCUUCACGACCACAAUCACUGUAACCGGCUUUGUGGCCGUUCAUAGCCCCGUCGUCGUUCUCUGGGCUUCUUCAGAUUUAAGUCUAUUCCCGGCCGACGUAGCCUCCAGACGAUCCGCCCUGUUUCCGACUUCCAAUACUACCUCGAACACUAAUAUAAAUUCGAUCGACUUGACUAACUCGACGGACUCGACGAGUUCCAAGACAGGUACAGGCCUGAGCCAACCGGCUAGGAUAGGAAUUGGCCUUGGUGUCGCCUUGGGCAGCAUUACCAUAUUCAUAGUUGUUUCAGCGUGGUUAUUCAAAGUGAGACGAAGAAGAAAGCGGCUCCUCAUGCAACCGCGCAAUAAUGCAGGAGAACUAGACGGAACGCAACCACUUUGGAAGCGAUUCUUUGGUCGUGAAUGGAGAUCAGAGCUUGACCAGGAUGGACCGACAGCCGAACUGGCGGCAGACCCGGAACCAGCAGAGUUGGCGACUAGCCAAGUGCCAGCAGAGCUACCAGGUUCCUACCGUUAUCGUGAGCCUGCGACCGGAGCUGCUGAGAACAAACCUGGCGAGGGAAAAGUCAAAGAGAAGCAAGGCGACGAGAGGAAAGUUGAUGAGCGAGCCAAUGAAAAGAAGGACCAUGAAAGGUCUGCAUACUGA
Molecule: messenger RNA, 858 nt
Organism: Pestalotiopsis fici W106-1
Lineage: Eukaryota; Fungi; Ascomycota; Sordariomycetes; Amphisphaeriales; Sporocadaceae
Exons: 2
Coding region: 1-858 (285 amino acids)
Source: RefSeq, a predicted model, not a curated record